This is a messenger RNA of Paramecium pentaurelia, 1263 nucleotides long. The record is from the annotation of a GenBank genome assembly. NCBI's taxonomy places the organism in Eukaryota, Ciliophora, Oligohymenophorea, Peniculida, Parameciidae.
UAAUGAUUAGAGCUGUAAUUUUGUUAGGUGGUCCAAGCAGAAAAGCAAGCUAUGGAACAUAUGAAUAAGCAUCUCCAUUAUUUCCAGUUAGUGGAAUUGAAAUAAUUGGUCAUCUAAUAAAUGCAAUAUAGAAAUUACCAAAUUUGAAAGAUUUUGUUCUUAUGGGUUAUUAUGAUAAAAAGUGUUUCUAACAUUUUUAAGAAAAGUACUAAAAAUUGUAUGGCAAAAAUAUACAUUACAUAUAAGAAUAAAGUGAAAUGGGAACAGCAGGUGGAUUAGCAUAAAAUAUAGAAGAAUUAUUUGAUGAAAUUGAGGGUAUUAUAAACAAAAUAACACUAAGAUCUUUUGGUAGUGCAUUCAGAUAUAUGUUGUGAUUUGUAAGCCUAGAAAUUCUAUGAUUAUCAUAAGAUGUAAAUUAUAUUGAAUAAUAAAAAUUAGGAAAUCUGGUUAAUGCAGUAUGAUGACUAUUAGAGUAUCAAAAGAAGAAUCGACUCGUUAUGGAUGUUUAAUUAAGGAUUGUAAUACAGAUUAAUUAAUUCAUCAUGCAGAGAAACCAGAAUAAUAUAUUUCAAAUUUAGUUAAUUGUGGAGUAUACUUCUUUAAUUAAUCAUUCAAAACAACAAUUUUGAAUGUUAAAGCAAAAAAAGAAGCUAAUUUAAGUGAAGAACUUUAAGAUUAACCAUAUAUUAAGUAUAUAAAAAGAAGUACUGAUUUGGAUAAAUCCUACUUAUCUUUAGAAAAUGAUGUAUUAAAAUGGAUAGAAAAAGAUAAAGUUUUUGUUUAUGAACACAAAGGUUUUUGGUAAUCAAUAAAAUCAACAAGUGAUCUUUUAAAUUCAAAUAAACUUCUACUUCAAUAUUAUGGACAAAAUCCUUUUUUAUUUAAUUGUGCUGAUUUUGAAAUUAAUUAUGAUGGAGUAUUGAUUCAUAAGAGUGCUAAAAUUCAUCCAUCAGCAAAAUUAGGUAGUAAUGUAGUUAUAGGUGCUGGAUGUGAUAUUGGAGAGGGAGUUCGUAUAAAGAAUUCAAUUCUAUUAGAUGGUGUUGAAAUCAAAGUAAUUAUCAUUCCAAAUUAUAGAAUUUCUCAUUUAUUUAAAAUUCAAUAAUCUGCUACAAUACAAUUAUAGGAUAUUGGUGUAGAGUUGAAGGAGAUGUUUAAUUUUUAGGGCCAUGUGUGAUAGUGGAUAAUGAAUUAUUUUUAAGGAAUGUAAUAUGUCUCCAAAAUUGCAGAGUGUCUGAAAGCAAAGAUGGUGGCUGUUUGAUGUGA